Molecule: messenger RNA, 1088 nt
Organism: Hyaena hyaena (striped hyena)
Lineage: Eukaryota; Metazoa; Chordata; Mammalia; Carnivora; Hyaenidae
Gene: SLAMF9
Product: SLAM family member 9
Exons: 4
Coding region: 61-843 (260 amino acids)
Biological process (GO): T cell activation
Cellular component (GO): external side of plasma membrane
Source: RefSeq, a predicted model, not a curated record
CCUGACAGCUUGUCUUCUUCAUAGUCUUGGGGGCCGAGCAGGCCAACCUGGGGCGCUGACAUGGGGGCCCUUCCGAUGCUGUUCCUGCUCUUGCUGCUUUGGACAGCCAGAGGGGAUUCUGGAGAUGGUGUGGAUGCCGAAGAAAUGGUGGCCGUGCUGCAGGAGUCCAUCAGCCUACCCCUGGAAAUCCCAUUCGAUGAAGAGGUCGAGAACAUCAUCUGGUCCUCUCACAAAAGGCUUGCCACAGUGGUUCCAGGGAAAGAGGGACAUCCGGCUAUCGUCGGGGUGACCGACCCCCGAUACAAAGGUCGGGUGAGCUUCCUGGACCCCAGCUACUCCCUGCUCAUUAGCAACCUGAGCUGGGAGGACUCGGGGCCUUACCAGGCUCAGGUCAACCUGAGGACGUCCCAGACCACCACCACACAGCGCUACAAUCUCCGUGUAUACCGACGGCUGUCGGAGCCUCAUGUCACCGUGGGCUUUGAGAUCUCCGGGAAUGGUGGCUGUAAUGUGUCCCUGACGUGCUCCGUGGAGAAGGCAGGCCCGGACGUGACCUACAGCUGGCUCUCCGGGGAAGAGGGCACUGAGACAGUCCGUGAGGGCUCUGCCCUCAGCGCAUCCUGGAGCCCCGGGGACAAGGCCCUCUCCUAUUCCUGCAGGGCCAGCAAUCCCGUCAGCACCAUCCAAUCCCGUCUCGUCCCUGCCGGGCCCUUCUGUGCAGAUCCCGGCUACGCUUCAGACACGUCAACUUACUUCUGCCUCUGGGUCAAGGGGCUGGGGCUGCUCCUGUUUGUGGUCCUUCUGGCCGUGGGGCUCUGGCUCAUCCGGGCCCGGAAAAGAUGAAGAACGCCAGGGAUAAGGACACUCAGGAGAAACAGGCUGAGGCUGAGGAAGGAGAAGCCCCGCCCGGGCCUGACCUGACCAGCCCCCGGGGGACCCCUGCCCUGAGCACUGUUUCUUCCCCACCUCCCCUCCGGAGUCCCCGGGAGUCCUUCCUCCCCUCCCGGCCGCUUCUCCUCCCGGGGGCCGUGGGGUGGGUGCCACAGGGCUGUACUCCCCUAGGGAAGAUUAUCUGGCAAUAAAGUCAA